AUGACUGAAUAUACCUCUAAGCCUACACAUGAGUUUGGUGAAGAUGUUUCGCGAGCGCAGACGAAUGAUAGCCCCUCACCAACAACGCACGUUCCAUUAGGGAAAGCGAUCAGGCGAUGGCCGAAGGUUGUUAUGUAUAAUCUGGCGCUGAGCUCUGCGAUUCUCUUAUAUGGAUAUGACUUGGUUAUUGUGGGGACGGUUUCUGCGAUGCCGGCAUUUCAGCAUAAAUUUGGAGAAGCCCUUGGGGCAAAAUACAUUAUUCCCUCGAUGUGGCUCUCCUUAUGGAAUGCAGCAAGCCCGAUCGGAAUGAUGAUAGGGUCAAUCUUCGGUGGCUAUUUUCAAGAUAGACGUGGCCGUCGACUAGCCCUCGCAGUAGGUAGCUUCCUUUCUGCCAUCGCAGUUGCUAUCUGCUAUGUUGCUGAUCUGCCUGAUGAUAUCGAUUCCCGUCGCGGCGUCUUCCUUGCGGGAAAGCUGUUCCAGGGAAUCUGCAUUGGGAUAUUAUUAUGUGUUGUGCAGACGUACAUGUCUGAGGUUCUGCCAGUUGUCCUUCGAGGCCCGAUCAUUGCUUUCUUGCCCAUUUUUACACUCCUGGGACAACUACUCGGUGCCAUCGUGGUAUAUGUCUCAUUGAAGCAUAAAGGAUCCGAGGGUUAUAGAAUAUGCUUUGCAUCUCAGUGGCCGUUUUCUGCGGUUCCUUUUGUUCUCUCGAUUUUACUGCCUGAAAGUCCGACUUGGCUUUUGAGACAAGGAAAUAUCGACAAGGCACUCAAAGCACAGAUGAAGCUCGACACAGCUGGUAUGGACUCGAACAGUAUCAUCGAGGAGUUGAGAAUAUCGAUUUUAGCUGAAGCGGAGGAAAGAGCUUCUUAUAAAUAUAUUGACUGCUUUAGAGGGAUUAAUCUACGGAGAACUUUGAUUGUCUGUCUGGCGAGUGCAUUGCCACAAUUCUUUGGAUUACAGUUAUUGGCAAAUGCGUCAUACUUCAUGCAGAUCGUCGGAAUGGGAUCUGCAAAUAGCUUGAUUUUUUUGAUUUUGGGUAUUGGACUCGGUUUAAUUGCAAAUAUUGCCAGUCUUUGGUCAUUGAAUGGCCUUGGAAGAAGAAUUCUUUGUCUACUAACUCUGGCUACCGCUAUGAUCCUGUGGCUAGCUAUGGGGAUUGCCGGCUGCUUUGAAGGGGUUGUCAUGAUAUGGUACACUGCCGUGACAAUGAUGAUAGUUACCAUGGUCUGUGGAUUGGGUAUUUGGCCAGCUUCACAUGUCGUCGCGGCUGAGACCUCGUCGCUACAACUUCGAGCCAAGACUCAAGGAGUUGGCUGGUUUACCAGUGGGAUUGCGACCGGUGUCUUCUCGAUUGUUCUACCGUAUAUGUAUAAUGCCGACAAAGGGAAUUUGAAAGCGAAGACGGGUUUUGUAAUGGCUGGGUUUGCGGCUGUCGCAGUCAUCGCAACUUGGUUCUUUGUCCCAGAGAUGAAAGGACGGUCGCCUAUGGAAAUUGAUCGCAUGUUUGCACUGAAAUUACCGACCCGGCAAUUUAAACGUUGGAAAAGCGAUGUUGAGGUUGAAAAAUCGCUUUAUAUGAGAGAACAAGUGAGCGCUGCGUGA
Penicillium angulare is the source of this 1602-nucleotide messenger RNA. RefSeq lists its product as uncharacterized. Gene Ontology annotation, biological process: transmembrane transport; carbohydrate transport. Lineage: Eukaryota; Fungi; Ascomycota; Eurotiomycetes; Eurotiales; Aspergillaceae. The transcript has 3 exons. Gene Ontology annotation, molecular function: carbohydrate:proton symporter activity. The coding region runs from base 1 to 1602 and encodes 533 amino acids. The record is from RefSeq and is a predicted model, not a curated record. Gene Ontology annotation, cellular component: membrane.